Molecule: messenger RNA, 900 nt
Organism: Miniopterus natalensis
Lineage: Eukaryota; Metazoa; Chordata; Mammalia; Chiroptera; Miniopteridae
Gene: PSMB11
Product: proteasome subunit beta 11
Cellular component (GO): proteasome core complex; cytoplasm
Molecular function (GO): threonine-type endopeptidase activity
Source: RefSeq, a predicted model, not a curated record
AUGGCUCUGCAGGAUGUGUGCAAGUGGCAGGCUCCCGAAGUCCAGGGACUAUCACCUCGCCUGUCUCUGGCUGGCGGCUGGGUUGUGCCCCGGGGCUGUGACCCUCAAAGCUUCUUGCGGACCCACGGCCCCAGGCUGGCCCACGGCACCACCACCCUGGCCUUCCGCUUCCGUCAUGGAGUCAUUGCCGCAGCCGACACCCGUUCCUCCUGCAGCAACUACGUGGCAUGUCCAGCCUCACUCAAGGUCAUCCCUGUUCACCAGCACCUCCUGGGCACCACCUCUGGCACCUCCGCUGACUGUGUCACGUGGUACCGGGUGCUACAGAGGGAGCUGCGCCUGCGGGCACUGAGGGAGGGCCAGCUGCCCAGUGUGGCGGGUGCCGCCAAACUCUUGUCAACCAUGAUGUCCCGAUACCGGGGACUGGAUCUGUGUGUGGCCACUGCUCUCUGUGGCUGGGACCGCUCCGGGCCUGCCCUCUUCUACGUCUACAGUGACGGCACCCGCCUGCAGGGGGACAUCUUUUCGGUGGGUUCUGGGUCUCCCUAUGCCUAUGGCGUGCUAGACCGUGGCUACCGCUACGACAUGACCACUCAGGAAGCCUACGCCCUGGCUCGCUGCGCCGUGGCCCACGCCACCCACCGCGACGCCUACUCUGGGGGUUCUGUCGACCUUUUUCACGUGCGAGAGACUGGGUGGGAGUAUGUGUCACGCAAUGAUGCCUGGGUGCUGUACUCGGAGCUGCAGAGACUCCCGGAGCCUGAGAAGCAAGAGGAGAAGGCAGCCGGCCAGGCCCAUCCUGAACCUGCACCCCCCCCCAGAGCUGGUGAUGGGGGACAGCUCUCUGCGGGACUCGCACCAGGAGACUCCGGGCUCCCUGCAGAGACUGAGACUCUGUAA